UUGAAAAUGUCAUUGAAUAAAGCACGUUUGGAUCUUUAUACUAAUAAACAUAAAAUAAAAUCAAAAACAAACCAAUCAUCCAAUGUAACAAAUCAAUGUAAUGAUUCGAAAAAUUCAUUGUUAUCAUCUGUAAAACAUAUAACCGGAAUCGGAAAUAAACCAAAUAUGAACACAACUUGUCCUGGAACAAAAAUUCAGAUUCAUAAUCCAAUUCAUUAUCCAUCAACUUCAGCAUCAUCGUUGACAAAUACUUUUGGCAAUAGUUAUCGUCCACAUCUAUCAACAUCGGGUUCAAAUAACUCGAGUUCAACUUAUAAUGGCGUCACAAAUAAACCUAGCCGUUUUGUACGACAUUCUGGACCUGGUCGUUCAAUUCGAACUCAAUCAUUGUUGUCUGCAGCAAAAGUUUCCAAACCUUUGUUAGGUCCAUCAACAACAAAAUCAAUUGUAGGGAAAAUAUCAAAAACUAGUAGCUAUGAAAUAAAUGAAUCACCCGAUGAUAGUGAACAGUAUCAUAUGGAAAUGAUUUCUCGUAACACAUCGCCAACGCGGCCAUCAUCAUCAGGAAUUAAUAACACCGACGCAAAGAAUAAUGGUGACAGUAUCAUCAUGGAAAAAGACGACAACAGCAAUCCUGAUGAUGGAAGAGGCUCCGAUCAUAGCGAUGAACAAAAAGUUCAUCAAAGUCGAUGUUCUAUUUGUAGUAUUGAACGAAUCUUUGUGAAUCGACCUAAAAAAUGUAUUUUUGGCAUUCAAAAAUGUCAUCAAGCA
This is a messenger RNA of Dermatophagoides pteronyssinus (European house dust mite), 771 nucleotides long. RefSeq lists its product as uncharacterized. The record is from RefSeq and is a predicted model, not a curated record. NCBI's taxonomy places the organism in Eukaryota, Metazoa, Arthropoda, Arachnida, Sarcoptiformes, Pyroglyphidae.